AGCAUGACCACUUUACUACUAGCGUUUGUAUGUUUGCCUGUCAUCGCUGCAGCCACCUCUGUGGAAAUUUUAGUAGAUCACAGUGGCACACUCAGUGUGAGCAUACCUUUAAGUGCUCCUCUGCGGGUUUCCCUGGGAAGAACUUUGACCAUUCCCUGCUACUUUAUCGACACUUUGGGGCCGGUCACCACAGCUCCCAACACCCCACCAGUGUCCCCAAGGAUCAAAUGGAGCAAACUAUCAGAAGGCAAAGAAGUUAGCCUUCUAGUGGCCAUGGACGGGCAGGUCCGGAUCAAUAGUGCCUACAAGGAGUCUAUCUCUCUACCCAAUUAUCCUUCCAUACCAACUGAUGCUACUCUGGAAAUCAAGACACUCCGAUCCAAUGACACUGGGAUCUACCGCUGUGAAGUCAUUCAUGGUAUCGAGGAUAGCCAGGACACUGUGGAGGUGAAAGUUAAAGGGAUCGUGUUCCAUUACAGAGCCAUCUCUACUCGCUACACGUUGAACUUUGAGAAGGCAAAGCAGGCAUGCAUCCAGAACAGCGCAGUGAUUGCAACUCCUGAACAGCUCCAGGCUGCCUAUGAUGAUGGCUUUGACCAAUGCGAUGCUGGCUGGUUGUCUGAUCAAACUGUCAGAUACCCAAUGCACCACCCUCGGGAAGGUUGUUAUGGUGACAAGGAUGACUUUCCUGGAGUGAGAACAUAUGGUGUUCGAGAUACAGAUGAGACCUAUGAUGUCUAUUGUUAUGCACAGGAAAUGGAAGGCAAAGUCUUCUAUGCCACCUCGCCUGAGAAGUUCACCUUUUCAGAAGCAGCAGAGAAAUGCCAUAGUCUCGGGGCACGUUUGGCAACCACAGGAGAGUUAUAUCUGGCCUGGAAGGAUGGGAUGGACGUUUGCAGUGCUGGCUGGCUGGCAGACCGCAGUGUCCGGUAUCCCAUCAACAAACCAAGUCCCAUCUGUGGUGGCAACCUGGUGGGCGUACGUACGGUGUAUCUUUACGUCAAUCAGACUGGGUAUCCUUACCCUCAUUCCCGCUACGAUGCCAUUUGCUACACUGAUGUUGGCAUUCAUGUCAUCCAUGACAAUGUUACAGAGGGCUCUCUUGAAGGGUUGGGCAGUGGCUUCACCGUCCAGACAUUUACUCAGACAGAUAUUGAGCUGGAGCUUCCACGCAACACUACCGAAGAAGAAGCCCGAGGAAGCAUUGCAACCUUGGAACCCAUCGACUUUACUACCGCCACCUUAGAGGUGGAUGAAGCCAUCACAGAAACUCCAGAUCUCUUUCCAACAGGUUUCACGGGUGAAACGGAGAACAGGACUGAGAUUGGGAUCUGGGAGGACUUAGAAAACGGUACUAUGUCAACCCUGGAUACUCUCUUCCCCACCGAUAUCCCAGAAACGACAUCGGAGGAAUAUAGUUCAUGGUCUACUGCCACAACUGAAUCUGAGUCAGCCUCACCAUUUACAGUAGAAGAGCAAAUCGUGCCAGGGACAGCGGCUUCUCCUGUUGAUCAAGUCCCUCAGAAACCCACUUCUCCCACAGGUGUUGUUUUUCAUUACCGGCCAUCCACCAACAGAUAUUCCCUGACUUUUGUUGAAGCUCAGCAAGCUUGCCUAAACAAUCACGCUGUUAUUGCUACUCCAGAACAACUACAGGCUGCCUAUGAAGAAGGGUAUGAGCAGUGUGAUGCUGGCUGGCUGAACGACCAGACAGUCAGGUAUCCCAUUGUCGUUCCACGCAGCAAAUGUUCAGGAGACAAAGAGAACUCCCCUGGAGUGAGGUCGUAUGGUAUGCGCCCAGCAUCAGAAAAGUUUGAUGUCUACUGUUAUAUUGAAAGACUGAAAGGUGAGGUCUUCUUUGCAACUCAGACAGCACAAUUCACCUUCUUGGAAGCCCAAAGAUACUGUGAGAGUCAAAAUGCGACCAUGGCUUCCACUGGACAACUCUACGCUGCCUGGAAACUAGGCCAAGAUAACUGUCAGGCAAGCUGGUUGGCUGAUGGAAGCCUCCGAUAUCCGAUUGUUCAUCCCCGCCCUACCUGUGGUGGAGACAAGCCCGGUGUGAGAACGAUUUACUUGUACUCCAAUCAGACAGGAUUCCCUGACCCACAAUCGAAGCAUCAUGUCUUUUGCUUCAGAGGUGAGUCCACCAGCUGAGAGUCAAUCAACCAUUCUCCCCACUGAUGCCAUACCUGAUGAAACAAGUUCAGAAGCUCCAAUCACAGAGACAUCUGCUUCUGGUUGGACUUCUGGAGCCCCAGAGAUAACCGGAACGGUCGAACCUAGUGAAACGCCUUCAGGAUUUGGAGACUUCCCCUCUGGAGUCCCUGAAAUAAGUGGGCUGCCUUCUGGAGAAAGUGGGCUACCCUCAGGAGACCAAAGUGGCCUAUCUUCUGGGGUUAUUGAAGUCAGCACCUUACCUUCUGGAGAAGAAGAAGUGAUUAGUUCAGGAAUCCAAGAACCUGGGCUCCAGGAAGGCAAAGGGAUCCCAGAAUUUAGUGGGUCGCCUUCUGGAUUUAGUGGAGACCAUUCUGGUACUGAUCCCAGUGGCUCACCCUCUGGAGAGUAUGAUUAUAGUGGUCUCACAUCUGCAUUUCCUACUGUGUCCCUGGUGAAUGCCACUUUGACGGAAGUUGUGACCACAGCAACAGAAAGGGAAAUGGAAGGGAAAGGGACAAUUGGGGUUAGUGGAGAUGGAGAUGUAUCAGGCUUCCCCUCUGUUGACUGGGAUGUUAGUGGCACAACCAGUGGAUUGCCCUCUGGAGCUGAUGCCAAUGGGACCACUGACCUCAGUGGGUUUUCUUCGGGAACUGAUAUCAGUGGGGAACCAUCCAGCACACCUGAUAUCGGUGAAUUACCAUCAGGACUUGACUUCAAUGGAACAUCUAUUGGGACACCUGAUCUAAGUGGCGAUGUCGAAUUAAGUGGCCAGCCUUCAGGUAUUGAUGGGAGUGGUGAGCCUUCAGGUGUUACCUUCAUUGAUACUAAAUUAUUUGAAGUGACAACUCCUUCAUCUAAAGAAGAAGAAGGGAAAGGAUUUGUAGAAAUAAGUGGAUUACCUUCAGGAGAGGAAGAUCUAUCAGGCACUACACCAGGAAUUUUAGAUGUCAGUGGUCAGCCUUCUUCUGGACAAGUGGACUUCAGUGGGUGGGCUUCAGGAGUUACUGAAGUCAGUGGACUUCCUAGUGGACUAACAGACAUUAGUGGAGAAAGCUCUGGCAUUGAACUUGUCAGUGGCAUUUCAUCUGGAACAUAUGAUUAUAGUGGUCUCACAUCAGGGUUUCCUACAGUUUCCCUUGUGGAUACAACUUUGGUGGAAGUCGUAACACAGCCCUCUGUUGCACAAGAAUUAGGAGAAGGGACAUCCGGGAUAUUAGAAAUAAGUGGGCUUCCUUCAGGACAGGAGGAAACAUCUGGAGCAUUGUAUGAUGUGACAACAUCUAGUGGAGUAUCAUCUGAGAAAGUUGACUUCAGCGGGACUUCCUCUGGCAUUCCAUAUUUUGGUAGAGAAAUUGAUGAUCUCACUGAUGUAAGUGGAGCAUCUUCAACCACAGCCAGUGCUAGUGGUGAUGUCUCUGGAAUCCCAGAAAUUAUCUUAAUAACUGAUUCCAUAGAAACAGUGACAAGACCAACAGUUCAACAGCAACUGAUUGGACAAACAGAGUCUUUCCAUUUUCAUGAACCCAGUGUGGAAGCCUCCGCAUCUGGGGCAGAAGUUUCUACCUAUCCUGAAAGUACCAUAUCACCCCCAGAAUAUCAUGAAAUCAGUAGCAAGGCAUCCACAUUUCAUGAAACUAGUGUAGAAACUCCUUUGUUUAAUGAAACAAGGGAUGAAACAUCAGUCUUAUCAAAAAGCCACCUAGAAACUUCAACCCAUUAUGAACCAGGUGGAGAAACAUCUUCAUUAUCUGAAAGCUACUCAGAAACAUCUGGGGCACCAUUCAUCAGUGGCUUACCCUCUGGGACUUAUGAUGAAAGGACUCAGUUUAAUGGAGACAGUUCAGGUCCAGCACCUGAGGCAGUGUUAGACACAUCAGAGAAAGUCUUUUUGACAGAUGCCCUACUUAGUACCAGCAGUCCAGGUGUUGAACUAACUCAACAUUCAAAGCUUCUAACAGAGACUCAGGCUGAGACAGAGACCAGUACAUAUCCAACUGCAGAGUUGGAAACAAUAGAUGCUGCUGCUCCAGUGAUUCCACUACCAUCACCAACUGCUACUCCUCUCCUUCCUAACGUUUCAUCGGAGAUGACUGAUGGGAUACAGCUUAUGACACAAGCUACCCCUAAGACUUGUGAGGAGAAACUAUGUGGAAGUGGGACCUGCCAUGAACAAGAAGGAAACAUCACCUGUUUAUGCCCAACUGGAUUUAUGGGUGAUUACUGUGAGAUAGACAUUGAUGAGUGCCACUCCAACCCCUGUCUGAAUGGAGCGACCUGUGUCGAUGGCAUCCACACUUUCACAUGCUUAUGCCUUCCCAGCUACGGAGGGAGCCGCUGUGACAUUGAUCUGGCAGAAUGUGAAACAGGCUGGACUAAAUUUCAAGGUAACUGCUACAAGCAUUUUGAAGAGAAACUCACUUGGAUGGAGGCGGAGAAACUAUGCCGAAAACAUCAAUCCCACCUGAGCAGUAUCAUCACACCUGAAGAGCAAGAAUUUGUGAACAGCAAUGCACAGAACUAUCAGUGGGUUGGGCUGAGUGACCGAGCUGUAGAAGAUGACUUCCGCUGGUCUGAUGGACAUUCUCUGCUCAAUAUUAUCCUAUUUACUUUCGUGUGGCAAGAUCAGAUUAAAAAACCAGCACCAGUUGCCUGUGGAGACCCUCCCGCAGUUGAGAAUGCCAGGCACUUUGGCAAGAAGAAAGACCGCUAUGAGAUCAACGCUAUGGUGCGCUACCAGUGCAGCCAGGGUUACCUACAGCGCCAUGUGCCCAUCAUCCGAUGCCAAUCAAAUGGGCAGUGGGAAGAGCCUCGGAUAGCCUGCAUAGACCGUACCCGCAAUCGGAUGAUUCAUUCUAACAUUCAAGCUGCUCGACUCAACCUCUCGCCACAUGGGGAAACGCUCUUGACAGUAGCUUGA
This is a messenger RNA of Thamnophis sirtalis, 5077 nucleotides long. The record is from RefSeq and is a predicted model, not a curated record. Lineage: Eukaryota; Metazoa; Chordata; Lepidosauria; Squamata; Natricidae.